Molecule: messenger RNA, 3430 nt
Organism: Anopheles coluzzii
Lineage: Eukaryota; Metazoa; Arthropoda; Insecta; Diptera; Culicidae
Product: spaetzle-processing enzyme-like
Exons: 2
Coding region: 1959-2969 (336 amino acids)
Biological process (GO): proteolysis
Molecular function (GO): serine-type endopeptidase activity
Source: RefSeq, a predicted model, not a curated record
UUAGUCUUACGUAUCGCGGCAAGGUCCAUCAGGGGCUUGAACUCAUGAAGGUUAUGUUGUCAAGUCGUACGAGUAGACGACUGUACCACGAGGCCGGUCAGAUAACAGUUAUUACAAACUUACCGAAUGUAAAUAUCAGAAAUAGUCCUUACUUCUCGUUUGAUUCGUCCAUCAACGCGAAGAUAACUUUACCCACGAAGGGGAUCCCAUAGCCUCAUGUAAUGUGUAUGUACAUUUUAUUUUACAGUUUACUUCCACCAGAUGUAAUUCGAAUAGGCGAUUUGAAUCUCUAUGACGAUCGAGAAGAUGCAUUAGUGCAGGAACGAACAAUUAUACGCGUAAUACGUCAUCCGCUCUACAAUACUUCUUCGGUUUUCUAUGACAUUGCACUGUUGAUGCUGAAUGAAAAAGUCAAGUGAGUUUCUUAGUGAAAAUUUGGAAACAAUUUCCUAUAAUAAUUAGCCAAAUGUCCAUAUUUAAGUAUAUAUUUUGAAGUUAUGCCAACGUGUUUAUGGUUGGACGACAAUAUACCGUUCUCAAAGGUCGAGGCUGCUGGAUGGGGUACUAGCGGAUUUGGUGAGUUUAUGCUUCAUAAUAUAGAAACUGCGUAGCAGAAUUAUGAUGCUGUAUUAACGCCAUUGCUUAAGGACUUAGCGACGCUUUUAUGUGAAAAUUCAUUCUUUUUUUUGUAAUCAGGAUAUGGCAAAACAAAUAUUCUCAUAAAAGCAGAGCUGAAGCUAAUGGCAAACAAAGAUUGUGAGUCAUAUUAUAGUCAAGUUGCUUCAGUAAAAAAUGGUCUGAUGGAUCACCAGCUCUGUGCCUGGGAUAAAGUAAUGGACACAUGCCCGGUAAGUCUUCGAUAAAGAACUACAAGUGAUGAUUUCUUUCGAACUUAACAUUAUGAUAACAAAUAAUGCUAGGGAGAUUCCGGAGGACCGCUACAGCACAAACUAAUCUUUGGAGACUAUAAAGUUCCGUUUCUGGUCGGUGUAACAUCGUUUGGUCUGUCGUGUGGAAAUUCUCAACCAGGUGUGUACGUAAAGGUGUCCAAGUUUGGAAGUUGGAUUGUUGAAACGCUACAACAACAUGGAGAACGAGUGACGGCCGCCAUGUUUGAGCCACUGGCUUGUGCUGGUAGGUACUUCUAUCAUCGUGAAAGAUAUGGACCAUCUAUAUUUGACAUACGGCCUCACAAUGUGCAACUCAUAUGGCCGAAACAGCCAUCUCCCGAAAGAUGUUCUGGUCUGCUUACUGAGCCCGAUGCCGUCCUUACGACGGCUCAAUGCGUCACAUUAUAUGGGUAAGUAGAUGAGUCCAAUAAUUCACAAGAUUUAACACUUUAAGCGUCGCGUCCAAUGAAAGCGUAUGACGGGUUUGCUCACCUCUCAGCAUUGUAUCAGACGCUCAGUGAUUUUCUUUGGAACGAAUGAGGGAGGAAAGGAAGAACGAGAACGACAUGCGAUACGCCAAUUAUCGCAAUGAAACAAAAGAGCGAUAAAAGUCGCACGAAACAUUGACACUCUCAUCACUCUCUUGCCAUACGUUACGUGCUCGCUCGAAAAACUGUGACGGUAGGCCGGCGGUCAAUGUUUUAAUGAAUGAUUUUGUUAAAUGUUAAAUCUUAGCUAUUCAAAGAGCUGCAAAGUCCUCUCUAUACUGUUUAUAUCUGCAAUGUACAAUAACGAAGUAAAAUAAAUACUUUAUUUACAGAACUGCUCCUACCCAUGUGAAAUUGCACGGCUCGGAGGUGAUCGGUAUCGAGGAAAUUGUUGUGCAUGAAAACUACACAGGCAAUCUUUUGUACAAUAAUAUUGCCAUUUUAAAACUUAACAGGUCUUCCCUGCAUCGUCCGGAUUGUAUAGAAUACGAUAUGCAUCCAUUGGAUGCAAAUGAAUUAAUUACAACUGGAAUCCUUCCAAAAAUAACAUACGCCAAGGACGAAAAACAACCGACUGGUAAUGAGUUCAAAGUCACUGUCAAUUUUACAAUAUAUUUUAUUUAUUUCUUGUCUUGCAGACAUCCGUUAUGAGCCGGUUGAAAUCAAUGUAUCAUUAUACGAAAACAUGAAAUGCAAUCUAUCUAGCGAAUUUCAAAACGAGCAUUAUUGUUUCGGCGUAGACGAGUUUAUUGUACCGGGAUCGUGUGAUCUUUUACUGGGUGGACCAAUUGGAGCUCCAGGAUUAAAAGGAAUGAAUAUUUUCGGGAAUGAUUGUGGAUUUCCAAAACCGGCAGUAGCGUUGAAUUUUGUAUCCCACAAGUCAUGGCUCGAGUCAGUUAUUCUACCAACGAAGAGUCUGCGAGAUAAACCUGCAAAUGCUGAUGUGUUGUCGUACCACGAUGAAGAUCUGGAACACGGAUCUCAAUGUAGCUAUUCCAACGAGGUGAACGGUACAUGUGUGCAUAUUGGCAACUGCUCCUCAAUAAUUGAUAUAGAAUACGCCCAGAAAAGAGUUAUAUUCUGCAAAAGUAGCUCUGUUGUCUGCUGCCCAACCAAUCUGUUGAAAAUGCAGCCAAGUGCAAUAGAGGUCGAAUUUAGCGAGUGUGAAUCACGAUACAAAAGCCUCAGCAAGUUACGGAUGGAAAAAAUAGCAACUGAUAGGUCGCUUCAAUAUUCACACACGGUUGCGAUAGGUUGGGAAACCGAAACCGAUAUGAAAUUCGAGUGCUACGGAUAUCUCAUCAGUACUCGCGGAGUGGUUACGGCUGCUUCUUGUUUGCGGCUUCGAUCUAGCAAUCCCACAAUCGUACGUCUUGGAGAACAGGGAUGGACUAAUAGCCACCUCAUAUUUAGACUGAUCGAAGCUACAACCGUGCAUCCGAAGUACAACGAAACGACUGGAGAGCAUGAUAUCGCUGUGAUAAAGCUAAAGGAAGCUAUCCAUCCUUUCGUCCAUCUGUUUCCAGUGUGUUUGUGGCAGAAUACAACCCACUCUCCAGUACAUCAAGGCAUUAUGCAUAGCGGUGAGUAAAUAAAAGUUGUUUACAGUACAGUCAUUAUAAUUGAUGAUUGGAUAACGCAUUUUUCAUCUACAGCCUCUGGUGUGCUUAUCCCCAUUCAUCCGAUGUACAAUUCGGACUGUGAAAAGCGUUUGAAUCGUUCGUUUACAAUCCCUGGAAUGGGUUGUAUGCAUACGGAGCAUGAAUCGUUUCUUGCAGACAUUCAUAGAGAAUGCUUAAACAUGCAAAAGUAUAAAAAUCUUGACCGUAACACUUACGGACGCUUCAAAACAGGAAAUCCUAUAAUAUGGCGAGAAUACAACAAAACUGGAGAAGCGAGUCUUACUGAGUUUCUGGUCAACAUCUACAGCUAUGGAGACUGUGUUGAUGGAUUUCCAUUACACAUUGUGCAUCAUGUUGCAUUCUACGUGGAGUGGUUCGCGAAAGUGUUGCAAUAAUUCGAUAAUAAAAUAAUUUGGUUUGAGCUCUCAGG